CAUCUUUCUCGCUCUUUCUGUCCAUCACUGCUCGCUCUUACAUACAUACCUACAUCCCUCCGCUCAAAUCACCGUCCUGGCGUAUGCUGAAAUCUUCCUAUUCUCAUAUCAUUGGUCAUCAGAAUUUGAAAUCGUCACUCGCCUCCGAGCCGUGACGACACGCCGCUCCUUUACUUCCCUCACCCUCCCAGAGCGAAGCUUCUGCCGUCUUCUCUUCACCACUCCUGUCUUUCAUUUCCCUUGAUCUCAUUACCUCAGCACCAUGGUUAUCUCAAGAUCAGCCAGAAUCAUCACUCUCCUCGUCAUCGAUACUGUUUUUUUCUUUGUUGAGCUGAUAAGUGGUUAUGCAGUCGGUUCCCUCGCCUUGGUGGCCGAUUCGUUUCAUAUGCUCAAUGACGUCCUUUCAUUGGUCGUAGCGUUAUAUACGAUAAAACUCGCCACUUCACCUUCUUCAGCCAAAAAUUCAUACGGAUGGCAAAGAGCUGAAAUCCUCGGAGCUCUCAUCAACGGAGUUUUUCUGGUGGCGCUUUGCAUGUCCAUCUUCCUCGAAGCCAUCGGCAGAAUCGUAUCACCUCCACAUAUAUCUAACCCAAAGCUCAUCGUCAUCGUCGGUACGCUGGGUUUAUUAAGUAAUAUCGUCGGACUUUUCCUCUUCCACGAACACGGUCAUUCCCAUGGUCAUUCUCAUGGAGGCGAUGUUCAACUUCCAGAGGACAACACGAAUACCGAGAGACGCUCAGACAGUGCUCGUCCUCGUGCCGAUUCAAUGUCUUCUCUGUACGCUCAUCCAGCUCAAACUCGCGCUUCAGUCAUCGAAACGGCUCAUGAGUUUGGAUAUGGUAGACAUACAGACGAGACUGCUGAAAUCUCGGAUAAGUUCGCCGGUGCCAUGUCCCCCCCAUCCUUACAUUCACGCUCUCUGUCUAUCAAUAGGCGAUCCUCCUCUAGAGCCCAAAUCCGCCGUGAGUCGAGUGCGACACGAAUCCCUCCUGUACCAGGAAGCAACAGUACCAAAGCUCCUAGUAGAAUCCCAUUAAUUGACGGGGUUUCCAGCAGCGCAAGUACGACAAACACGAGUACAACCAUCGUACCCCCUCCACCGGGGCAACCGCCCAAGCAGCUUGACGACCAUGUCGGGCAUGAUCACGUUCAUGAUCACUCGGAACAUGCUGCCGAUCUGGGACAAGCGGAACAAGGAGGGCAGAAUGGAAAUGGUCAAUCCCAUAAUCAUUCUCAUGGCGACCACGGCCAUUCCCAUGGUUCAAUGAAUAUGCGAGGUGUCUUUUUGCAUGUCAUGGGUGAUGCACUGGGCAACGUCGGAGUCAUCGCCGCUGGUCUUGUCAUAUGGUUUUGCCAUGGCAAAUGGACUCUGUACUUCGACCCUGGUGUCUCCCUUUUGAUCACCAUCAUCAUCUUCCAUUCGGCUGUACCUCUUGUCAAAUCCGCGUCAUACAUUCUCAUGCAGGGCGUUCCCUCGCACGUUUCCUUGGAUGCUGUCCGCGAGUCAAUAUACGGUGUCUCCGGUGUCGUAUCAGUUCACGAGCUUCACGUAUGGCAAUUAUCCGAAUCUACAGUCGUCGCUUCUGUCCACGUUUUAAUCGGUACCGAUGAGAGCUAUAUGGACGUGGCCAAUGAUAUCAGACAGGCUUUACAUAGUCAUGGUAUACACAGUGUGACGAUUCAACCCGAAUUCUACAACGAUGGUGAUGAUCAAACAUCUGAAAGAGCCUGUUUAAUCCGUUGCCCACCAGAGCAAUGUGGGACAGAUACAUGUUGCCCCCCUACGGCGAAGUUGAUAGAUGUGGAAGAGCACCAGGAUGAGCAGGGCCGCUAGUCUUGUGAUGAUUUUGAUUCAUGGUGAUAUGACUGAGAUGAAUCAUACUGUGUCGUUGUCAUUUUUGGAUAAAGUAGUCGGAUAAAGCGUUUUCUGGGGAUCACGUACAUGCAUUUCUAGGCUGUUUUC
Molecule: messenger RNA, 1963 nt
Organism: Tremella mesenterica DSM 1558
Lineage: Eukaryota; Fungi; Basidiomycota; Tremellomycetes; Tremellales; Tremellaceae
Exons: 7
Coding region: 263-1834 (523 amino acids)
Biological process (GO): intracellular zinc ion homeostasis; zinc ion transmembrane transport
Cellular component (GO): membrane
Molecular function (GO): zinc ion transmembrane transporter activity
Source: RefSeq, a predicted model, not a curated record